ACAAUGCAACGGCUCAAUGUUAAGCUGGUUCAAUCGGCCGGUCUAGUCCGGGUUUUAAAAUACUGUAGAAAACUAAGAAACAAAAAGAGAAAUAAAGAAACGGUGCUACCAAAUUAUCCUAUGCAAGAUAAUUUGUAGAAUAUCUACCAAAUUGAUGGAGAAUAUUAAUAUCAUACUUAAAAUUAAAAAUCCGAUGAAGAAUAUUAAUAUUAUACUUAGUAAAAUAAUAUCAAUUUCGAAAAGUUAUUAUUAUUAUUUAGUCCUCCACCUUCCACUGUAACAAAGCAGUAUAAAAACUGGGCAUGGUUAGGACCACCGGUUCAAAUUAUGGCGCAAAAGCGAAGGGGCGAACAAGCAAAAGCUCUGCACUAAAGGCAGAGUUCCUCACUUCCGAUCAUCUGGUUUCCGCCUUCAAAUUGAUUCAUCUCAGCUACACUAUAAGCUCUCAAUCUUAGUGAAAAUGUCCGGCGUAGAAUGUGAUCUGAAUUUAGGUUAGAUAAUCAAUUGCAAUUUGCAAUCGCAGGCAAUUUCAAUGGAAAACCAGCGCGAUUUCAAAGCUCCGAAGUUCAAGCCCUUCGACGGCGCACUCUCACCCUUGAACGCGCUGAAUUUCUCCGGCCGCCGAUACAACACGAUGUUCGAUCCAUACGCGUCCGACAGCUCCAACUCUCCAUCUCCACUGAUGAAAUACCUGCGAUGCGCCGAUCCGUCGGCCGCCGCCGCCGCUUCAAGGACGCCGUUCAUUUCGCCGGUGAAGGUCGAGGAGGAUGUCAUUGUUAUGGACGGAAUUCCCGUGCCAAAGUCCAGUAAAGGAAGCGGAGACGCCAGAAUGAGGUCGCCGCUGACUCCAUCCAAUUCCGUCAAUUGCAGUUUCACCGGCUACAGGUCGCCGUCGCCGGGCAGUGGCGUUAGAGCCACCGGGAUUGAGAACAUCAAAUACCACAGGAAUAAGCCCUGCCGUUUUUGGGAGACUGGUGGAAUAUGCCAAUUUGGUUCCGAUUGCCAGUUUGCGCACGGCAAAGAGGAGCUGCGUUCCCCUCGUUCCUCGGGCAAGAUCAAAAUUGAGAUCUCGAAAUCGAACAGCAGCAGUUCAGUGGGAUCAAACUCAUCAUCAUAUGGCAAAAAGCGUUCCCCAAUUAGCAAAGUCAAAGCAGCACCAUCACCUUCUGGGAGUGCUAAUUCCACCACCACAAUCCCGGAUUCUAAUCCUCCCAGAUCUGAUUGGAGCCCCUGUGAUGAUGGGAUUGACACCACUAUCCCUUGUGGAUCAAUGGAGGAAGACGUCGACGCUUACAUAGCGAGGGUGCUUUACGGGACUAAUUCGAGAAAGAGGUUGGCUGUGUUUGAGGAGAUUUGCCCUGAGAAUGUGGAUUGA
Molecule: messenger RNA, 1375 nt
Organism: Erythranthe guttata (spotted monkey flower)
Lineage: Eukaryota; Viridiplantae; Streptophyta; Magnoliopsida; Lamiales; Phrymaceae
Source: RefSeq, a predicted model, not a curated record